UCGAAAGCCAACGUCGUCCUAAAAGAACUAAGCAGGCAAGUCGAUAAGUGGACCAAACUCGAGGGGACAUUCCAAUCGCAAGAGGCAGCGGAAGUGGCGCACAUGAAACCGGCAGCGUGGUGGUGGGAAGCCUUUGGGGGGAGGUUGGACAUUCUCCAACCGCAAGCAGUGAGGUUGCUUGGCCAAGCAAGCUCGUCCACUACAUGUGAGUGAAAUUGGAGCUUGCAUGAGCUCAUUUUUGGAAGACGACGCACGGAGCUUAUGCCGGAGGGACUAUCGAAGCUCGUGUUCAACAAUGCAAACACCCAGUUGAUCCGGGGCCACACUCGUGGCGCCAAGGAGGAGGUCCACAUCCCUUGGGAGGAUGACCGGCCGGUGGAGGCGGAGGUUGAGGAGUGGUACAAUAUGUGGGUGGCUUUGGCGGUGUCCAACGGUGACGACUCAGCGGACAUGCCUGAUGACAUGGAGGUGGGAGAAGAGGAUGGAGGGGAGCCACUUAUGCGAACUUGGCAGCGCAAUGACAAGUGGGAUGACAAAGAGUGUGAGGCGGAGGACAUAGCCCUCGUUGGGUUCCCAAAAAAGGAAAACGUGGAAAAAGAGAGCACAACUGGACGACGUGGAGGAGGUGGGUCCGCUAAUGAAGGGGAAAGGCACGAAAGAAGCAGAGCCGAAACACAAGAGGGGCCGACCAUCGAAUGCAGAGCAGGCAGAAAGGAAAGCCAAGAAAGCGGAAACGAAAGUUGCAAAGGCAGCUGCUGCAGCAGAAGCAGCGAGAAGUUCGACUGCCAAAAGAAGGAAGAAAAAGACACACAAAAUGUCAUCGACGAUGACAAAAGCGGCGAUGAUGCAGCGGCAGCAGUUAAUGUUGAUGCAGCAGCAACCGACAAUGAGGCAAAAGCAGCACCUUCUUUGGCAUCCUCUUCAUUGUCGUCGGAGAAUGAGGAUGUGAGCGGGAGUGGGGCAGAGUCCAUGAAACACGAUGAACAAGACAUGGACGACGCGGGGGAGGGUUGAGACGAAAGUGUGGGGCCGUC
This is a messenger RNA of Chara braunii, 1034 nucleotides long. The record is from the annotation of a GenBank genome assembly. NCBI's taxonomy places the organism in Eukaryota, Viridiplantae, Streptophyta, Charophyceae, Charales, Characeae.